AUGUCGCUGGCCGACUCCUGCUGCACAUGCGCCACGCUCCUCAGCGAUGUCAAGAUCCCUUACGACCCUGACUCGGAGAAGCCACUGCUGUACAAUCGACGGCUCGACUGUUGUUCGCGCUACAUCUGCGCCAGCUGCCAAUCUAAGAAUCCGCGGUUUCAACACUACUGUCCGUUCUGUCAGAUAUCCUCUGGUCCUUCAUCCUUACCUAGAGAAGGGCUUCGGCUACCUCCGUCGUACACGAAAACUCCGCCGCACGCUCGGAAUGCUUCAAGGGCAGAGUCGCCACCGCCAUCAUACGACGACUCGCUAAUGCCCAGGCGGGUGCCCGAGCAAAGCACAGAACCUCCAGCCGAUACCGAAGACACUGUCCAUUUCGUCGGCUCGGACGACUCGUUGCCGGCUCUUUCCCUCGCAUACGCGGUGCCGAUCCCAAUACUGCGCCGACACAACCACCUCUACUCCGAUCAACUGCUUCAGGCUCGAAAAUGGGUCCUGAUCCCCCGGUCCCAUUACAACGGGCCCCCACUGUCGACCCCGCCUGACCCCGUUGAGGAAGAGAGAAAGAUCAAGUUGCGCAGAUGGAUGGUUGCUACCAAAUGCGCGGAUUAUAAUGUCGCCCAGCUGUACCUCAAAGGCAGCGACGAUAACUUGGAAAUCGCCGUGGAGGCCUUCAAGGCAGACGAGGAAUGGGAGAAGAACCACCCGCUAGAAGGGAAGGGCAAGGGCAAUGCGAAACCAAGAAGCCGGUUUGGACGAGGUGGAAGUUUAGCGGGUCAGCUGUCAUGA
Molecule: messenger RNA, 789 nt
Organism: Cladophialophora carrionii CBS 160.54
Lineage: Eukaryota; Fungi; Ascomycota; Eurotiomycetes; Chaetothyriales; Herpotrichiellaceae
Exons: 1
Coding region: 1-789 (262 amino acids)
Source: RefSeq, a predicted model, not a curated record